AUGACCAGCGAACAUAAUCACUCCACUUCUUUUCCGUUCAUCAAUAAGUCAAUAUUUAGAGACAAUCUUUCGGGAUGCCAUUUCCACUAUCAAACAAUAUUUAAAGGCAAAAUGGGUGAUGCUGAAGUUGGUGUGAUAAAUUAUAACAAUAAUGUUGAUGGGCUCAAAGAUCCUAAACCUUCCAUUUCUGUCACAAAUGGACAGAAAGCAUCAUUGAAUGGAGUGCCUUUUGGAACAAAACCUACUCCUGAAACUGUAACCCAAUCUCAUGUUGACACAACUAUCAACUAUGAAGACCUCAACAAAGUUGUUCCUGCAUCUUCCUAUAUAUCUUCAAAUUCAUUAGAACCCGUGAAACUCAGGAUUACUGACAAAGAGUAUGCGAAUAAUUCUCCUAAGUCCAUUCCAUAUUUAUUUCAUCAGGUUGUACAAAGAAUUCCAAAUGUUACAGCCAUGGUUGUAAAGAGAGAUGGUGCUUUGCUAAAAUGGUCCUAUACACAAUACUAUGAACAAGUCCUUAUUGUAGCUAAAGCUUUUAUUAAGUUGGGCUUGGAACCUGGGAAUGGUGUUGGUAUCCUGGGGUUCAAUGCACCUGAAUGGUUUUUAUCAAACUUGGGAGCCAUUUAUGCUGGUGGUGUUUCUGUUGGUAUUUAUACAACAAAUACUGCUGAUGCUUGUGCCUUUGUGGCUGAAGACAGCAAAGUUAACAUAAUGGUUGUGGAAAAUCAUCAACAAUUACAAAAAAUUCUUGAGGUCAAACAUAAACUGCCUUUGCUGAAAGCUAUUAUUGUAUAUUCUGGUGAAGUUGCUGUUAAACAGCCUAAUAUUUAUUCUUGGCAAGAAAUAAUGGAUAUUGGCCAGGAAGUACCCAUGUCAGCCGUCCAUGAAACAUUAAAACUCAUUGCCCCAAACAAAUGCUGCUUGGUUAUUUAUACUAGUGGCACCACUGGAAAUCCUAAAGGAGUAAUGAUGAGUCACGACAAUCUCACCUGGACAGCAAAUAGUGUCACAGAAUUAAUAACAACAAAUUUUGGCAAUGAGCAUAUUGUGAGUUACUUGCCCCUGAGUCAUGUGGCUGCUCAGUUGUUAGAUAUCUACUUGGCCAUUACUGUUGGUGCUACUGUGUAUUUUGCACAACCUGAUGCUCUUAAGGGUACUUUAGCACUCACAUUGCAAGAGGUUCAUCCGACAGUGUUCCUUGGAGUACCCAGAGUUUGGGAAAAGAUUGUGGAUGGUAUAAAAAAUGCAGGACGUCAAUCUGGCAGCUUAAAAAAAAAGAUUGCAGUUUGGGCAAAAGGUGUGGGCUUGAAAGGAAACUACAAUCGUAUGAAUGGCCUUCAGAGCCAUGGGAAAUUCCAGCGACGAGCAGGUAAACCUCUUCUAUGGCCAGUUGCCAAAGCUCUCGUAUUCAAGAAAGUGAGAGGACAAUUGGGUCUUGAUCGAUGUAGACUUGCAUUAAGUGCUGCUGCUCCUAUUAUGAAAGAAACCUUAGAGUUUAUGAUGAGUCUUGAUAUUCCUGUCUAUGAGACAUAUGGCAUGAGUGAAUCAACUGGACCCCAUACUGUCUCCACAUCAAAAAGGUUCAGGAUUACCAGUGUUGGUGUAGAUAUUCCAGGAAGUCAAACUCGUCUCCACUCUCCAGAUCAAGAUGGCAAUGGAGAGGUGUGCAUGUAUGGUCGGCAUAUAUUUAUGGGUUACUUGAAUGCCCCUGAGAAAACUAAAGAUGCUCUUGAUGAAGAAGGUUGGUUGCAUUCAGGAGAUAUUGGCAAAAAAGAGAAUGAAUUCCUUUAUAUCACAGGACGAAUUAAAGAGUUGAUAAUCACAGCUGGUGGUGAAAAUAUUGCCCCUUGUCCAAUUGAAGAAUCUGUAAAAGAAGAAUUGCCUAUCAUCAGCCAUUGUAUGUUGGUUGGAGACAAACGAAAGUUUCUUUCAAUACUCCUCACACUUAAGACUGAAAUUGAUUUGGAUACUCAAGUACCAAAGGAUGAAUUGACAAAAGCAACUAAAGAAUGGUGUCGCCGUGUCAACAGUCAAGCAAACACUGUACAAGACCUUUUGAAUGGAAAAGAUGAAAAUGUGGUGAAGGCCAUUGAGAAUGGAAUUGAAAAGGCGAACAAGAAAGCUGUUUCGAGAGCGGCAAAAGUGCAGAAAUGGGCCAUUUUGCCAGCAGAUUUUUCUAUACCUGGAGGUGAAUUAGGCCCAACUCUGAAAAUGAGACGACCUAUCAUUCAUAAGAUAAUGGAUAGACAUUCUACAAUUGAUAAAAAUGAUUAA
Messenger RNA from Acanthosepion pharaonis, 2274 nucleotides. NCBI's taxonomy places the organism in Eukaryota, Metazoa, Mollusca, Cephalopoda, Sepiida, Sepiidae. The record is from the annotation of a GenBank genome assembly.